Schizophyllum commune H4-8 is the source of this 1170-nucleotide messenger RNA. RefSeq lists its product as uncharacterized. NCBI's taxonomy places the organism in Eukaryota, Fungi, Basidiomycota, Agaricomycetes, Agaricales, Schizophyllaceae. The transcript has 3 exons. The record is from RefSeq and is a predicted model, not a curated record. Bases 1 to 1170 code for a protein of 389 amino acids.
AUGGUGCCUCAGACGAGCCCGUCCAUGCGCGCCGCUCAGUUGGGCACUCCCCACCAGCAGCAGGAGCAGAACCUCCUGAACGAGCUCCAGCGUUACCCUCCGGACAUCAUCUAUCAAGUCAAGUCCGAAGUAGGCUUUGGGACUCGCGAGAUCACGACCUUGACGCUUGAGGAGAAGAACCGCCUACUGCAGAACCUUCGUCAGCGUUUCGUCAGGAAUAGGCCGCUUGGCGCGAACAAUAUGCCCCCACCACCACAGCCUGGCCAACCGUCUAGAGGCAACAAGCGUGCAAGCUCAUCACCAGGAGACGAGGAUCGCAACGACGGAUCCCCACCCAACGCCAAACGUCAGAAGCCUUCGCCGCCUGACUCCGGGCCGAUGGCUGGCGGGAGCGCGUAUCCGAGGCCACCUCAGCAGCAGCAGCACCCGCCGAUGCCCGGUGGUCCGAUGCGCGUCCCGCCUCCUGGCCCCAUGUACGGCGGACCUGGCAUGAUGCAUAUGGGCCCCGGGCACGCACAGCCAGGCAUGCAGCCCAUGGCGCCCAUGACGCCUCAGCAAUACCACAACAGUAUGCACGCAGCGCACCAGGGUCGAAUGCCGCAGCCUCCCGUACCCAUGGCUCCGCCUCCCGCGCCCGGUGACUACAACUUGGGAUCGGGUCCUGGGGGCGCGUACCGUGGUGUGCCGACGAAGAUGCCCCCUCCGCCGUCGCCAGCGACGGCAGCGAAGGAUAUCCAGCAGCAACAGAAGAAGGAGGCGAAGAGCGCGGAGACAUCGCCUGGGACCGCGCCUGCAACGCCAGCGCCGGCACCUCCUGCUAGCGCACCACCGACUAUGGAACUGGGCGCGCGUCCGCCGUCACAAGGCGGCGCACAGCAGCAGGCACCACAGUCGUCGCAGCCCCAGCAGCAGCAACAACAAGCGCCGACCCAGCAGCAACAGCCACCCGCACCUUCAACGCAGGUGAACGGCAUCGACAACAGCGGCGGAAUGAGUCUCGGCCUCGGCGAGUCGACCGAUUUUAUGAACCUGUUCGGCGGGGACUCGUAUACCGCAGGUGCUCUGGACAUGGACAUGUCUGGUGACAUGCUGAACUCGCGUCUGGACUAUGAUUCUUUCGGCGCGUGGUUCGACGAUAGCAGACCGGUGGAGGGCGUGGACGCGAAGUAG